AUGCCUCCGAGGAUUCGCAUCUCAAAUCCAUUCGCCGAUCAACAACUGACUGACACCUUCGACGCCGCAGCCUCCGCGUCCCUCGUUUUAUGGAUGGCCUCCUCCGAAGUAGACCAGAAGGCCCUGGGCAAUUUCGCGGCCGUCAUGGCCCUCGAAAACCCGCUCCUCUCGGCCAUGCUAUAUAAAAUCCUCGGUCUAUCCGUGAUGCUGUCGAAGAAACUCCUCCGAGCACGCCGACUACGCCGACUCGACACCACCCGCGAAACCAAAUCGCUGCAGUUGUACUACCACAUCAUAUGGCUCUCAAGAGAAGGACUCUUGAUAUUAGAGGGCUAUAUCCUGCCAAUGGUAUCCCGCUUCGUCGAACUGAAGGUCCUCUCCUACAAACUUCGCGCAUCAUUCUACCACAUCUUCGUCCUCUUCCACAAUCGCCCCGUCAUCCAGCCGCCAGACGUGAAGCCGCCUUCAAGCAAAAAGUACGACUCAAUCUACGGCUCCGAAUCUAUCGCCGCACUAGGCAUGAAACCCUCUCCUGAACCGACAAAAACAUCCAUACCUCCGGGCCUUGCCCCGGUCCAACCACCCCAACCCGCCACAUCUUUCCUCCUUCCUCCACUUGACUACACCGCGACAGCAACAGCAUGCUUCAACCAUGCCGCACUGCUAGCCGACAAACUCCUCCCAGGCUCACAUCCCCUCCGCCUCUCCGUGAAACUGGAAUACGCCGCUUACCUCUACGACUGCCUACAGGACCCCAUCGCCUGCCGACGGCUCGCCAAACAUGCCAUUGCAGACGUCUACAAUGCCCAAGAAGGCAUGGAUGAUGAAAGCUUCGAAGACGCCGCCGAGAUCGUCGGCGUUCUAGGCAAAAUGGUGAAACGAAGCGGAAAGCCUGGGAGUAGUACGGCGGGCAGCAGUAUCUCACAAGGAGACUAUUCCCGAAGCCGAAGCAGUCGCAGUCCUUCGCAUCUGGACACGAGUGUCCCGACGACGGUGUCUCCGGUCCCGGUGACAAAGUCCACGCCCGUUAGUGGGAGUGCCGAGGCCCUGGCGCCGGUGCAGCCUGCGGUGCCGAAUGUGACCAUGAUGAAUCCGAUUUAA
Penicillium argentinense is the source of this 1101-nucleotide messenger RNA. RefSeq names its product protein erg27 (gene erg27). The transcript has a single exon. The record is from RefSeq and is a predicted model, not a curated record. The coding region runs from base 1 to 1101 and encodes 366 amino acids. Gene Ontology annotation, biological process: signal transduction. NCBI's taxonomy places the organism in Eukaryota, Fungi, Ascomycota, Eurotiomycetes, Eurotiales, Aspergillaceae. Gene Ontology annotation, cellular component: cytoplasm.